Messenger RNA from Eucalyptus grandis, 855 nucleotides. Its product is annotated as BAHD acyltransferase At5g47980-like. NCBI's taxonomy places the organism in Eukaryota, Viridiplantae, Streptophyta, Magnoliopsida, Myrtales, Myrtaceae. The transcript is spliced from 2 exons. The record is from RefSeq and is a predicted model, not a curated record. Bases 1 to 855 code for a protein of 284 amino acids.
AUGGACGGGACCACAAUAAGCGCUUUCCUCCGGACCUGGGCCGCCAUAGCUGCAGGGUCUCUUGAUCGAGUUAUGCAAGCAGAAUGCACGGCCGCGUCGACCCUAUUUCCAGAAAGCAAGGUGAUGCCUCCUAAUGCCCGCGUGUGGAUAGGGACACCCUUUGUAAAGCCGGGGAGGAGCAGUCCAAGGAGAUUUUUGUUCGACUCGAAAGCCUUAUCAACAUUGAAGGACCUCGCAAGGAGCGAAAGUGUUUCGAAACCAACUCGGAUCGAAGCUUUAACAGGCUUCAUUUGGAAACAUGCGAUGGGAGCUUCCAGAAAAGCCACAAGUGUCGGAUCACCAUCGGCCCUAGUUCACUCUGUAAAUCUCCGGCGCCGGACUAAACCCUCUCUGCCCGAGCAUGCAGUUGGGAAUAUUGAUUGGAAGGCCUUCGCCGUUCACGACUCUCUGGAAGCAGAGGCUGAGCUUCCCCGCCUAGUCGAGCCACUGAGGAGAUUGAUUGCAGAGAUCGACGGUGACCUCAUGAAGAAAAUCUGGGGCGAGACUGCGCUCGUAGAGGUAUCGAAAUGGCUAGGAGAGGUGAAAGAGAUAUAUGAAAGGGCCAAGCAUGACUGCUACACUUUUGUGAACUGGUGUAACAUGGGAUUCAAUGAUGUGGACUUUGGUUGGGGAAGGCCAGCAUGGGUAAGUCUUGGGAAUUUUGGGGAUGAAGCGUUUAGGAAUUUGGUCAUUCUGGUGGACGCACCGUCCGGGGAUGGAAUAGAAGCAUGGAUCGUGCUUGAGGAACGAGAGAUGGUCCCAUUGGAACGCGAUCCCAAGUUCCUAGCAUUUGCUUCUCCUAGGUCUUCUGCGUAA